Naegleria fowleri is the source of this 2826-nucleotide messenger RNA. RefSeq lists its product as uncharacterized. The record is from RefSeq and is a predicted model, not a curated record. Lineage: Eukaryota; Heterolobosea; Eutetramitea; Acrasida; Naegleriidae. Bases 1 to 2826 code for a protein of 941 amino acids. The transcript has a single exon.
AUGCCAUACGGACAGCAGCAACAACAACCAAUCACAGAAAUAGUCAAUCAUCAUCAUCAUUCGUCCGUUUUAAUACCAGACAUGCGAACAACAACACAACAACAAAACCCACUCCGAACCUUGUAUGAAUAUGGAGGACAGAAUGAUCAUAAUGAUUUAUUGGUUGUUAUAUUCUCCUUCCUGGAUCGGUGGUCUCUCAUUCACAUGGUUGCAAUGACUUGCAAGAAAUUCUACAAAUGCGUUCACUAUGGUGGUAGUUGUUAUGGACCCAAAGGUUGUUUCAACAAUUACUGCAAAAUGGAGAAGAAACGAAUUGACGAUAUUUUAGGAGGAGUAAAGUUUGGAAAUACUUAUGACUCUGAGUUGACUUACAUUAAAAAUUGCUUGGAAAUGCAAUUUCAAAGCCCAUACACGGUUUGGAGAAAUAGUUGGCACUUGACGGGAAAGGAAUCGCAACUAUUUCGCAAAAAAAAAUUAAUUUCUAGUAAUAUGGCACACUACGAUUCGAGGGUUAAUUACUUACAUGUCAAGUGUGAUAUUAUUGAUGAAGACAAUAAUCAAGGUUAUUCCUUUGAUCGAGUAUUGACAGAAAUGCUUUGCAUGUUUUUGAGAUCCAAUAAGCGAGGCAUCAAGGUAUUAGAGUUGGAAUCUCACAAUCUUUCAUCAAUCAGCAAGGGUUUGGAAUCACACUCAAUCAUGUAUCGCCUACUCGCAAAGCUUUUCACCAAUCAUGAGAAUGGAAUUGAUUUGCUUGAGAGUUUAGAGAGUCUUGUCAUUAACGCACCACUCAACAUUCCAUUCACAAAGACGGUACUCUCUUUUUUAAAACAGGCAUGUAAGAAGAAUUCUUUCAUUGCUUUAAAGCAUCUUGAUUUGAACAUUGGAAACUUGAGCUCGCACAUUUCCAUGAUGGAAAUUCUUAAUUAUUGCAAGCACUUGUUUCAUUUCACAACAACAUCAACGAAUAGUAGCUGCCGUAAUGAACUUGUCUCUGGAAAGAGAGUGAACAUGCUGGAGUCCUUCAAAUGUAGUGUUCCCUUCAGUCAUAUUGAAGAAGUACAAUUUUUCAUUUACAUGAUCAAGAAUAGCGAUUGGCACGUCAACCACAAGCUCAAAGAAUUAGUAUUAUCACUGAACAUGUCCAAAUUGUUAGAUUCAUGCACGAGUUUGGAAAAUCUCAAUAAGCUCAUGAAAAAGUUGCUACGCGUAUUGGAAAGACUCCGCUCUGUGAAAAGGUUAAAAUUCUACCUUAUUGACAUUGGAAGAUUGGAUUGCCUGAGUUGGCUCGUGACAAGCACAUUUGUGGACAAGCUCGAAUUAGAAUUGAUUGAGGUUUCACCAUUUAUUAAGGGCUCUGAAUUACUUGACUCAUCAUUGACUAAAUGUAAGAGCCUUCAUUUGACUUUGAGUGACUGUUCUGUUUCUUCCACUACGCAGUGGGCGAAAAGGUACAUUUCAUUUCCAAUGCACGUUUUUAAAUAUUUGCAAGAGCUGCAUGUGAAAGGUAUUGACAAUUCGAAACUUUCAACCAUCUUGCCAAUCGUAAAUUGGACACCAAUGAUGCAUUUACGAAAAUUACGAAUUGAGAAAAUGGAAAUGGUGUGUGACUCUUUUUCAAAGUUAAACGAUUACGGAGCGAUAUUCCCAUUAUUGGAGGAUGUUGAAUUGAUGAAUUGCAUUGUUGCCAGUUCGAGCAAUCUAUUUUCACUCUUUGGAACAAAUUUGAAAUCCAUUUCAGCAAAAAAAUGUUCAGUGGCCCAAAUCCCAAUGUUGACACGAUUUGUCAAGCUGCAAGCUUUACGCUUUGAAGAAUGCUCCUCACUCACAAAUUUCGAUUGUAAGAGCAUUGAAAAUUUACAAUUUUUAGCAGUACUGAGCUUUGCCUGCACUUCAUUGAAAAUAGUCGAGAAUUUAUAUAUUUUAGAAAGUUUAGAAAAUUUAGUGAGAAUUGAUUUUAAUGGAUGCCGACAUUUUGAUCUGUACUCAGAGCAACGAAACUCCACUCCAUGCGACUUGUCCUCUCUCAACAUUUCACGUCUUCAAAAAUUGGAAUUCCUCAAUAUGGACAAUGUAUUGAUUAUGAAUUUUGUGAAUUUUUCUUCGCUUCAUGAGAGUUGGGCAAAGCAAAUUCACAAGAUGUGGUUUGAAAUUAGUACAAAAUUGACCACUCCAAUUCAAUUGGACAAGGUGUGCAUCGAUGAUUCAAGUAUUCGCCAAACGAAUGCUCUAAAAAGUAUUUUCCAAGUAUCGUCCAACGAAACAAAAGUGUCCUCUCAGUUUUCGCCCCCUCUUUCCUUAUCUCUUAAAUCUUCCAACACCACAACAACAGAUCCUGAUUUACAAUUAUGUGCCAAUGUGUGUCUCAAUUAUUUGAAGCGAAAAUGUGAAUUUAUGGAAUUGGUUCACAAUUACAUUCAUUCACGAAAACUGAACAGCAACAUGAACGAUAGUUUUACAAACGAAGAACCAAUUGGGAAAUUGACUGUGGAUUAUGUCUUUAAUACCCAACAAAUUGUUCAUAUCAUGUAUUCUUUUCAUUUUGGCAUGUACACCCAGGCUGCAGAAUGGAUGGGGUCCAUCAAAUGUCUCAAUCAUAAGAAUUUAACAUUUUGGAAUGCACUCGAUCGAAAUAUUUCAUCCGAUAAGAAGACCCGUCAAUCAUUUCUAUUUUCCAUGCCCAUUCGUUCGAAAGACAUUUUGGAGGACAACAAGUUAGCUACAAGUAACAGACCUUCUCAUGAUCACGAGAUGCAAAAAUAUUCUGGAUUUGGUUCUUCCUCGAAUGGAGACAGUGCCAAUGUUCCUUCAGAAUGUUUGGUCAUGUAA